Messenger RNA from Danio aesculapii, 5419 nucleotides. RefSeq names its product RNA binding motif protein 20 (gene rbm20). Gene Ontology annotation, molecular function: zinc ion binding; mRNA binding. Gene Ontology annotation, biological process: regulation of RNA splicing. The transcript is spliced from 14 exons. The coding region runs from base 274 to 3477 and encodes 1067 amino acids. Lineage: Eukaryota; Metazoa; Chordata; Actinopteri; Cypriniformes; Danionidae. The record is from RefSeq and is a predicted model, not a curated record. Gene Ontology annotation, cellular component: nucleus.
AAGUGUACGGGAGCCCUCAGGGACUCCCAAAUGGUCAAGUGCCUUUACCGUCCCAGCUUCCUGUCGUAUUCCUCUAGCUUCACCACCACCACCGGCCCCUUUUAAACACCUUUUUUUAUCCACACUUUUUUUUAGAUGUUUGAGCGGUCUGGCAGGAGCCACUUUCAUUACUGCUGCUGAUCCCAGAGGAACCCAUUCAGAAUAACAGAAAGCAGAAAGCAAAACUCUUGAAACUUUGUUGGGAUUUCUUUCGGGUUGAGAGUACUUUCUACUAUGAAGCAAACUUGGGACAAGGGCGUUUUUGAAAACGGACAGACUAAAACUGCUGGGAAUGUCGGGAAGGCUGUUGAGCACCUCCAGAGUACCUCAGGGGAAAAGCUUGAUAAUUCGCCUGCUCCUCUGGGUGGUGCUCAUGGUGGAGUGGGCCAGAAUCUGCUGCUGAGUCCUGCCAGUCUACAGCUGGCUCAGCUUCAGGCCCAGCUCACACUGCACCGCCUCAAACUCGCCCAGACCACCAACACUGCCGCCGCAGCCACUGUCCUUAAUCAGGUCCUCUCCAAUGUGGCCAUGUCCCAGCCUCUCUUCAACCACCUUCGGGGUUCAAGCAUGGGCCAGUCCCAUGGCGGAGCCUUUCCACCUCCACCUAUAGCCUUCCCACCUCCGAAUGCUGCUCUGGGACAACUGGGAGGUGGUGGCUUUACUCCAAAUCCCACUGGGAUGAGACCUAGCACCUUCAGCGGAGUGUCUAACCAGAAAUCUAGUCAACACAAUGACUUCAGCAAGAAAUCUGGAACAUACCCGGCAGAUAUGGACCGUCGCUUGCAGUUUGGAUAUCUGGGAGGAACUUCUAGUAAAGUAUGUGAUGGAGGACAGUAUGGUGGAGCCAACACACAACCCAGAAACAAUGUCCAGGCCAAUUUCCAGAGAGACUUCUAUUCUUCUGAAAGCCAAGUACAACAAACUGGUUUCAAAGGAGGAAGCAAUGAUCAGAGUCUGGGAUCUCUUUCCUCGUCCAGCUCCAAGGAUCAAUGGAAAGGUCCGAUGAACUUGGGAAAGAUGGAUAUAGUUGCAGGAGCAGUUCCUGGGGGAUGGGUUCCACCUGGAUCAGGAUUUUUAGGUCAGAGAGCAGAGUUGUAUAACCCAGAGGAACCCACAGCAGAUCCUAAAUUCAACUCAACUUGUGGCCCAGGGAUUGGCCCACCCAUUGGGCAACAAGUGGGAUUUCAACCACAGCCACAGGUUGCCCAAGUGGAGGAAGGUGGGACCUUGUCAUUACAGCCCCACCAGUUCAAUGACUAUCACGGGACGACACCUUCACACCUACCCCAUCAAUGCACCAUUUGUGAGAAGAAGGUUUACAACUUGAAGGACUGGGACCAGCAUGUGAAGGGCAAGUUACAUCUGCAAAACUGUUCGCUCUACAACGAAAGCCCGGCACUCACGGCAGUGCACUUUCCAGUGUCGUCUGAAGGAUGUCUCAACAUGGCGUUGAGUAACACCAUGGCGUACACAUCGGCUGCCAGUCAAGAUGUUUCAACUGGAAGUACUUCCUAUUUGCCUGGCAAUGCCAUGAAGUCCUUUCCUCUCUCAGGGGCGGGAUUUCCUAUUCACCAAUCAGGAGCAAAGUUUAUUCAGCGGAAAGCAUGUCCGGGUCGUGUGGUGCACAUCUGUAACCUGCCGGAGGGAAGCUGCACAGAGAAUGAUGUCAUCAACCUGGGUCUUCCGUUCGGCAAAGUGACCAAUUACAUCCUCAUGCGCUCCACACACCAGGCUUUUCUAGAGAUGGCGUAUGUGGAAGCGGCUCAGGCUAUGGUUCAGUAUUAUCAGCUCCAGCCGGCCACUAUUAAUGGACAGAAACUGCUGAUCCGCAUGUCUAAGAGAUACAAAGAGCUGCAGCUGAAGAAACCAGGGAAAGACGUCGAUUCAAUAAUCCAAGACAUCAAUUCGCAGAGAGAGAGAGAUGAGAUGCAGGAGACUGACAGGUAUCUGCCAGAGCGUGCUCGAUCCCGCAGUCCCAUCAGUCGAUCUCUGAGUCCUCGUUCUCACAGUCCCAGCUUCACCUCCUGCAGCUCUGCCCACAGUCCACCGGGACCAUCCUGUCGGCCCGACUGGAGUAACGGCAUGGGCCCCCGGCGGCCCUCCUGGGACUGGACAUCCCAUUCAAGAGGGGACGAUGACCCAAGAGACGACUGGAGGAACGAAGAGGAUGACCGACCAAACGGAUGGCUGUCAGAGCGCAGGAAACCGUACCUUAAACCAGGCGAGCGCAUCAGUCCUCGAAUGGGCCCCGGAGACGAGCGGGGCAGAGACUGGUACUCCUACCACUGCAUAGAUGACUUUUACAAGAAAGACUCGCUGUAUAAGAGCGAUAAACUGAGGACGCAGCAUCAGAGACAUGAAGGGAAGACCAAGAGAAGGGAAGAUUAUCAUAGAUCUCGACACUCGGAGUCAGACCUGACGGACGAUAUGAGCUGCAGUCGGACACUUGAGGACAGAGGACGCAGCAAGAGGACGAGUCGGAGACCUGACAAGGAGACAGAAAAUCAGAAAGAGGAACAUAAAGCCAAAGAAAGAUUGGCAUCUCCUCAGAACAGCAAACCUGCCGAGUCCUCAAAGUGUGACAAACAUGGUGACUCUGAGGCACAGGAUAGUGGAGAUGAUGGAGAGGAGGAGGAGAGCUGGUAUCCUAAAAGCAUGGAGGAACUGGUGACUGUGGAUGAAGUAGGAGGAGAAGACGACUCAAUAGUUGAACCUGAUCUACCUGAUCUUCAAGAGGACCAGCAGAGAGUCGAAUCUGUUCAAUCGACAGCAGAGAGCCCUAAAACUACUGCAAAAUCCUCAACCGAAGCAGCAGAAGUGCCUGUGGUCGACCCCCCUGACCCCCCAGCACUGGAUCUGACCCCUGAAGAACCCUCUGGAUGUCCUCAGUCCAGCCUUGGAGAAACAGCGAUCGUCCCAGAGCAGACGGUUUCUCAGCUCAACCUUUUUCCAUCCCAAGAGUUCAGAUGCGCUUUGGAGGAGACCUGCACUGACGGCAGCACACACACACACAUACCAGAUGAUCCCCCAGACCACACAGUUGCGGGGGAGAAGAUGACAGAGUCCAUUAAUGAUGAGGGGAAAACAGCAGAGAUUGACAACAAGGAAGCAUCUCUCAAACUGGACAGUCAGAAGAAAGAUAUUCCUGACUCAUUGCCAGCUGCUUCACCUCAGGCAUCAGACAUCUCAGCCGCGUCGCCCUCUCAGGAGCAGGAGAAGGCCAUCAGCGAACACAGCAUACCAUUAGGUGUGGAGUUCAUCGUGCCGAGGACGGGAUUUUAUUGUAACCUCUGUGGUUUGUUUUACACCAGCGAACAAACUGCUAAGACGUCACACUGCCGGAGUACAAUUCACUACAGGAACCUGCAGAAGUAUCUGUCGCAGCUUGCGGAGGAAAGUUUCUUGAGCUUCCACACGGAGUCGCCAAACACUGAAUAAAGCUCACGUGAGACACACUAUAGGACUGCUGGACUCACAGAAUGUGACACAUCCAACCAAAGAAACAAACACACAGCAGAAAAAUAGAGGAAGGUAAACAAGGACAACCAGAGCUAAUGGAGCAUCUAUGCAUCUGGGUGUGUUCAUUCAAAAGUGUAAAUUACAAAAAUGUGAAAGUGAAAUACAGAGUUAAAUGUUUGUUUUUUCUAUACAAUGGAAGUGAAUGGGGAUUGUAGCUCAAAUUUAAAAAGAGUGGCAUAAAAUAUUAGUGAAAAUAUUAGUUGCUAAUUCAUUUGGAUUUGUACAAUGUUUAAAAUAUUGUACUGCCUUAAGUUUUUUAGUUGAAUCAAGAUGAAGUUUUCUUGUCAUCUUAACUUAUAUCAGUUAAACUGACUAAAAAUAUUAAGAUAUCUAAUUUGUAUGUUUUGUCAUGAUCUUUUUGCACCCCGUUAAUGCUGGGUUCCACACAAUUCCUUCAUGUUGUCCCAACAUGAUUAAGUUAAAUUAAUAAUUUGUACAAAUUUAAGUGAAUUGAACGUAAACAUAUUAAGUUGUCCCUUAAAAACUUAUAGAAUUGUGUUGUUUCAACUCAUUUUAAGUAACUAAGUAGUUUAAACGCAGCAAAAGUCAUUUUAUGAGUGUGGUUAUGUUUAGGGGAGGAGUGAAGGGUGGUACUUUGUGCAGUUUUAAAAAAAUCUUACUAUUUAAUGGUUAAUUUGUAUGAACUUUGUUAUUUAGUUUUUGCAAGAUGUGCUAAAGAUCAGUCAAAGUCUGCUUCCAUGUUUGAAGUGGCGGUCCUUCUCUGUUUGACAGCUUCAGCCACAUUUUUUCUUAACCACGUCCCACUUAUCAUUAGUAAAAAUAAUGCACAAAAAGAAAUAUUCCGUUUCAGUUGAAAGUACCACAACAUAUUGAAAUAAGUCUCAUCAACUUCCGGUUCAGAUUUUAAAAUCGUAUAUAUUUUAAUGACUACUUUGUAUAAAUAUAUACAAUCUCAUUUGUUCCUUUUUGUUGGAUUUGCAUUUGCGCCAGGUGUGGUUAUAUGUUAAACGCAUAAUUAUGGGUAAGCUUUCAAGCCUAAUUUUUUUCUAAAGCUUUUGGAUUUGAGUGGCAGUUCUCUUUACGACCCAGUAACUGUGUUCAUGCAAUUUUGUGAGAAAGAGAUUCAUAUGAAUUAGUCACUAAUUUGCAAAAAAGGAAAACAUAACACCCAAAACAUAAACAUAUACAUUAGUCAACAUUUGAAGUGGAUCCUAAGCCCAGAAUGGGUUUCAGGAAAACAUUGGUGACUUUUGACUUCAAACGUUGACUACUGUACAGUAUAUACGCACAGCUAAAUUAAUAAAAAUUAAAAAGUGUCAAAUUAUAAAUGAUAAACUUUUUAGUUAAAUGGUUAUAAAAUUUAUAUGAGCAUAAAAAUAUAUAGUGUGGCCACAAUUUCUAAAUUAACCUUAUUUUUUAAAUAAUUGUUUUUCCCUUGCAUAUCCAUAUUUGACAGCCCCAUCCCCCAUUCAUUUUAACUGUAUAGAAAGAGCAGCAGGAACAUUCAACAAAAUAUCUUAAUUUGUGCUUCAUGGUAAGAAAAAAGUCAUAUAGAUUUGGAAAAAAAUUUUAAGUAAACUGUACCUUUAAGGACACAUUAAGUUCCAUAUUUGGAAUACAAAAGACGUGUGUUUGUGUGUGUGUGUUUGUCCUCAGUAGUCCAGCGAGGUAUUUUUAUUACACUGUGAAAAAUAUGAAGUAUUAGAAUGUGAAAUGCACUGGUAAGUGUAGUGUUUACAUCAUUUGCAUCUGCCUCAAUUAUUCAUACAAGACAUAAACCUUGCCUAUAUAUAUAUAGAUUUUUCUCAGUGAAAGGCAAAUAUGACGGUGCCUACUUUCUAUUUAAAUUUAAAAAAGGCCUAAAAUUAUCCUCAGGUGAAUACUUGUGAAUAUUCUUUUU